Molecule: messenger RNA, 1251 nt
Organism: Ixodes scapularis (black-legged tick)
Lineage: Eukaryota; Metazoa; Arthropoda; Arachnida; Ixodida; Ixodidae
Exons: 3
Coding region: 1-1251 (416 amino acids)
Source: RefSeq, a predicted model, not a curated record
AUGUGGGCGGGUAAAUCUGGGGCAUGCAACCACUCUCUAGCUGUCCUGAAGCUACUGACUCUGCUACGAGCGAACAAGUAUGAUGAGGCUCCACCUGCAGUGGCCUGCACAGAGUUGCCUCAACAGUGGCGGUGUCCAAGGGGAGAAGCGGUCGCCUCCACGAGCCUGCAGUUAGUGGACUGGAGGAGCGUUCGGGAAGAGGGGCUCGAAACACCCAUCACGUCAAGGCUGUAUGACGCUCAAAGGAACAUCGUAGAUGUCAACGACAGAGUGGCGUUGACCCGGCAGCUCGGAGAUUACCUUUUCUCGACCCAAGGUUCGCCCUUUGCUAAGCGCCUCCGAGCAGCUACCACAGAGACAGUCAAGACAAAGUUUGGACUGGCUCCCCAUGGCAGUCCCUUAGCAUACCAACAGUCAGUUGUGCCAUUCGGCUAUGAGACUUUCUCCAGCCCGGAACUGGCUCACGUGCAAGGAAGGAGUGCCGCACUACCUUCUUGUCCUGCCUUCUUCGAGGCCUGCACAGGCUGGGACAUGUCCGGGCUCAACUUUCCUGUGGAACAGGACCUGCUCCUUAAGUCUCUGCUGGUGACUCCCACGGAGGCCACAAUUCUGGAAAGGAACACCCGACAGCAGGCCAAGAGUCCACUGUGGAAGGCAGCCCGGCGGACCCGACUCACUGCCUCAUGCUUUGGGCAAGCUGUCGAACGAGAGAGCUGGACCCUGAAAGGACUCAACAAUUUGACUUCAAGCAAGGACCUCUCUCGUGUCCGUGCAGUCAGGCACGGCAUCAAGUAUGAGCCCGUCGCUGUCCAGCGCUAUGAGAGUUGCUUGCGUGCCCUGGGACACGAUGUGCAGACCUUCCCCUGUGGCAUCCUUGUCCAGCCGGAAUGCCCAUGGCUUGGUGCAUCGCCAGACAGGGUUGUCUGGGACCCAACCGAAACAACUCCUCAUGGAGUUGUAGAGGUAAAGUGUCCGUACACCCUGAAGGACGGAGGCCUCAACGCAGCUAGCAACUUUUACAUGACGAAGGAUGCUGCAGGUGUCUACAGGCUGAAUAGGGACCACAAGCAUUACCAUCAGAUACUCGGACAGAUGGCACUGUCCGGGCUGCAGUGGGGGGACUUUGUAGUGUACUCUCACAAGUUUUUGAUCGUAGAAAGGAUUUACUUCUCCGAGGAUGAGUGGUUGGCGUGCAAAGCGGCACUGGAUGACUUAUUUUUCAGUGCUACUUCCGUACUGGUGCAGAAGUAG